Cavia porcellus (domestic guinea pig) is the source of this 9847-nucleotide messenger RNA. It is a transcript of the gene S100pbp, whose product is annotated as S100P binding protein. The coding region runs from base 4945 to 6177 and encodes 410 amino acids. Gene Ontology annotation, molecular function: calcium-dependent protein binding. The record is from RefSeq and is a predicted model, not a curated record. The transcript has 6 exons. NCBI's taxonomy places the organism in Eukaryota, Metazoa, Chordata, Mammalia, Rodentia, Caviidae.
GUGUGUGUGUGUGUGUGUGUGUGUGUGUGUGUAAUACUGUUUUUCUUUUUUGUUUUUUGGUGUUUUUUUUGUUUUUUGUCUUUUUGAGACAGGGUUUCACUAUGCAGUUCAGACUGGCCCUGCACUCACUUUGUAGCCCAAGCUGGCCUCAACUAACAGCAAUCCUGCCUUAGCAUUUCCAGUGCUGGGAUUACAGGCAUGUGCCACCACACCUGGCAGCAUGAUGUUGUUUCUUUAACAAAUCAAAGCAGAAAAAAAUAGUGAAUUUAUAAAUUAAAGUACUCAAACUAUUUGGAGGCUGAGGUGGGAGGAAUGCUAUGAGUUUGAGGCCAUCCUUGGUCAAAUAGUUCAAGGCCAGCCUGGAUACAUAGACCCAGACUCAAAAAAAAAACAAAAACAAACAAAACAAAGCUCCAAAGAUUUAUCAACCAGUUUCAUUGUGUAGAUCUUUUUUGGAUGCCAGUUUUUUUAAGCUUGAAAAAGUAUGACCAAUAUAAUUGGGUUGUUAUUAUUUUUGGCCUUUUUCAGACAGGGUUUCACUAUGCAAUUUAGGCUGGCCUUCAGCUCACAUCAUAACCCAGGCUGGUCUCAAACUCAAUGAUUCUCCUGCCUCAGGCUCCCUAGUGCUGGAAUUACAGGCAUGCACUAGCAUGCCUGGCUAGAUAAUUGGAAGUUGAACUGGAUGUUUUAUAAUAAGCACUUGUUUACAGAUAAAAUGAUGUAGUGCCUGAGGUUUGCUUCAAAAUAAUCUGAUAAAGAGGAAAAGAUUAUCUGUGGUUGGUAGUGUUGGGGCUGAGUGAUAGGUAUGUAGUGCUUCAUUAUGUUACUGUUAUAUAUGCUUUUAAAAUUUAAAAAAAUGUUUUUCAUAGUACUGAGGAUUUAGACUACAGCCUUUGCACUGAGUUACAUCCUCAGCCAUUUUGUCUUAUUUUUUGAGGCAUGGCUAUGCUAAAUUUCCCAGGCUAUGUUCAUACUUGGGAUCCUCCUACAGUGCUGAGAUUAUAGGCAUAUGCCGUUAUACCAGGCUUGUAUAUGUUUUAAGUUCUCUGUAAUAAAUUUUUUUAAUUCUGUAUUUUUUUUCUUAAUAUAUAUUAGUAUGUGUUACACAUAGUGAUUACAUUCAUCGUGCUGAGUUGAUACAUGUACGUAGCACAUCUUAAUUUUUUUUUACUUUCCAUUGCCCUCCAGAACUUUCUGUUUGUAUGUUUGUUUUUGAGACAGAAUCUCUGUGUGUAGUUCAGGUUGGCCUUGAACUCACUGUGUAUCCCAGAGUAGUCUCAAACUCAUGACUAUCUUCUGCCUAAAACUCCUGAGUACUGGGAUUACAGGUGUGUGUCAUCACACCUGGCUCCCUUCAGAAUUUUUGAAAAUGAGGAAAGAAUGAUUUGUGUAUGUAUAGAAUAUAGCAUUGUUUUGUAUAAAUUUUCUAUUUGGAACAUUCUUAGAAGCUCAGAAGAACCAGUUCUGCCUCUAGAUGUUAUAUGGUAUAAGGAUUGAUGAUUACAGUGGUUGUAAAGGAUAUUAGUCCUUUGUGUGCAAGUAAAGUUUGCAAGUACUAUAAUGCUUUUCUUUUGGUAAUAUUUGAUGACAUUCAGGAGUAUUUAUACUGUUCUUCCAUAUCAUCUGGAAGGCCAAGGGCAGCCUCCCUUGCAUAAGUCACCUUAUGUUAUUUUUUUUUUCAAGAAGCCAAAAGCCCUUUUUAGUACUUAUAUAUGCCAUAGUUUUUUUUUUUUGUUGUUGUUAUUUGGUUGGUUGGGGUUUUUUUUGUCUUUUUCCUUUUUAUCGGUACCGGGGAUCAAACUCAUGACUGCCUGCCUGCUUGCAAGGCAGGCGCUUAUGCCGCUGAGCUAAAUCCCCAGCCCCAUAUAUGCCAUAGUUUAUUAGAGGGUACUGAAUUUAGAAGGCCUAAGUUUGGAUUCUGGUUCUGCCAUUUGCUGACCAACCAUGGGCAAAUCUUUAUCUCAAUCAUGGUAGAAAAAAUUGGCCUCCUAAUUAGGCCUCAGUUUGGGUGCUUAGUCUAGUGUUAUUAGCAAGUUAUGUAAUGUCUUUGAACUUUAGUUUCCUAACAGUGAAAAUCAAAUAUGCUAGUUGGUCAACCAAGUACUUGAACUAGACCUUUUAGAGGUAUUGAGUUGAAGAAGCAAUAUACUAGAAAGGACAUCUAAGAAACAUAGCUACCAAGUACCUUUGAUAUUUAUACUUGGCAGGGGCUGGGGAUUGAGUUCGAUCCCCGGUACCAAUAAAAAGGAAAAAGACAAGGAAAAAAAAAAAAAAGAAUGGUGGAUAUUUAUACUUGGCAAACAUAAGGUUUUAUAAGUUUAAAAAUUUUUUUCCAAACGUAAACCUUUUUUCUUAAUGGUACUUAAAGCUAAAGAAAUAACUUUGUUCUGUGAAAUAAUUCAGUUACUAAGCUGAGAAAUUACUUUUCAACUUUUUAAUUUUUUCUUCAUGCAGGCACCUGCACCAAUACCUGGAAUUCUCACAAUAAUUGUUGGGCUUCUUUGGAGGGGUGUGAGGGUUGAACCCAGACCUAAUGCUUGCUAAGCCAUUGAGUUGCAUCUGCUAUGCCAAAUUGCUAAAGUAUUAGUGGUUCUGAGUUUAAAUAUAAUGGAAAACUUGAUUUCUUUAAUAAGAUUAAUUUUACAGAGUGGUGUUGAGAGGUAACAAUUAUAAAGUCUGUCAUACUGUCUAGUUUAUAAUAGGUAUGAAAUAUUUUUUUCCUUUCUGUCUUAUUACAUUUCUAAGCUCUUGUUUAUUCUUUUUACUAUUUUGUUGACAGUUCCAUUUUAUAUUGUCUCAUAUUGGUGCUUUCCUCUGUCCCUCUUCCUCCCUUCCGUUUUUCCUUCCUUUCUUUUAUUUUUGUUUUUGAGACAGAAUCUCACUUUCUAGUUCAGGCUGGCCUGGAAUGUACUGUAUAGAGUGAGUUCUUGGCAAUCUUUCUACCUCAGCCUCCCAAAUGCUGAGAUUAUAGAUGUGUGCUUCCAUACCUGGCUAAUUUCCUUUUAUUUUGUUGUCAUACUGGGGAUUGAACCCUGGGGCUCACACAGAGUAUAAGAAGGGCUCUCUCACUGAGCUAUAUCCCCAGCUCUUUAAAUUUUAUUUUGUGAAAAGGUCUCACUGAGGUGCUGAGGCUGGCCUAGAAUUUACAGUCCUCCUACCUCAGUUUUUGAAUAAAUGGGAUUAUAGGAUGUACCACAACACCCUACAGAACCAUAUGUUUGUUUCUUAGAAAUCAUUUAGAAAUAUUUUAUGUAGCUCAAUGCCGAAUGGUAACUGUAGUUCAGAAAGUGUAUUUUGAAAGAAUACAUGCUUUGAAGAAACAACUGAAGAUAUAAGUAGUAAGUAAGGAGACAGUGGAAAUUUUACAGUUAAAAAAGCAAUAAAAGCCAGGUGUGGUUCAUUUAUAAACUCAGCAAUCAGGAACCUAAAGCAGAAGGAUCAUGAGUUUGAGACAAGCCUGGAUUACGUCUUUUAAAAUAUAUAUGUGUGUGUGUGUGUGUGUGUGUGUGUAUGUGUGUGUAUAUAUAUAUAUGGAAUUUUCCAGUUAUCAAAAUUAAUGUUCAGGUAUGUCUUAAUAGCUUCUUAGAUGUGAUUUGUAUGUGAAAUUUUUAUCACUUUUCCCAUUUGAAAAAUAAUUAUAGAUUAGAUCUGUUUUUAGUUAUUUAAAAACUAUAUUUCAGUUAUACAAGUAAAUAUUCAAGUAAGAAAUAAAAUGCUGGGGCUAGGGAUUUAGCUCAGUGUAGUAAGUGCCUACCUGGUAAGCAUGAGGUCAUCAGUUUGAUCCCUGGACCGCCCCCAACCCACCCCGGCCCAAAAAAAAAAGAAAAUGCAGAGAAAAGUCUUCCCUGGAAUUCCGUUUCCUUGCAGGUUAUAGUAGUCAUUGGUUCUGUGUUUGUAUCCUUACAGACCUUUUCUUUGCUUUUUCUCUGUUUUGUUUUGUUGUUGUUGUUGUUGUUGAGAUAGGGUAUCACUAUGUAGUUUAGGCUGGCCUUAAAUUUACUAAGUAGCCCAGGCUGGCCUUGAAUUUGUAUCAGUUCUGCUUUACUCGAGUGCUGAGUGCUGGGAUUACAGAUUUUUUUUUUUUUUUUUGGAGGUACAGUCUUGCUAUGUAGUUCAGCCAGGCCUUGAACUUACUUUGUGGCUCAGGGUGGCCUUGAACUUAUGGCACUCCUCUUGCCUUAGCUUCCUGCUUGCUGGAAUUACAGGUGUGUGCCACCACGCCUAGCUCUUCAUAUAUAAUGAAAAUUAGAUUGUUGUGUGUUGUAAUGAUAAAUUUUUGGAAUUUUAAGCAUUGCUGAGGCUGAGUGUGGUGGUACACAUGUGUGGUACACAUGUGUAAUCCCAGCACUAGGGUGGUUGAGGCACAAGGAUUGGUAUAAGUUCAAGGCCAGCCUGAACUAAAUAGUGAGACUUGGUCUCAAAAAAAAAAAAAAAAUUACUGCCAGUCCCCCUGCUCUACUUUUUCCCAUUUUGUAAUCCAAGUGAUUAUGAGACUAGUGGUUUGCACUAGUUAGUGACAGAACCAGGAGUAGAGUUGAAGUCUUUGGAUGCCCAAAUCAGUGUUCAUCUUACUUGAACAAAUGAUAGUCUUAAAAAAGUACAAAUUGUUGAGAGGAACAAAACAAGUUCUUUAGUUGCAUAAUUUUUUUCCUCUAAAGGUUUUUCUUUGGUGUUCUUGACUCAAAAAAUUCUAACUUUCUGAUAUUUAAAAAAAUCAAGAUUAAAAUUAAUAGAUGGAGCACCUUGAAGCACAAUACAGUUGACUUUGUAAUUAGCAGAGUUGAAAGUGAUGAGAAGAUCCUUUAAUUUUCUUUGUGCCUGCAGGAAGGUGGGAGUCAAUCAUUUUGACAGGUCUCCUGAAAGGAGCAGCUAGCAAGAGUUGAAACCUUUUUUCCAUUUGGUCUCGUGGCAAGGGUAGACAUUGCUGCAGCAGCUUCACACAAUAUGAUGUGCUCACUAAUGCCCUCUGACCAGUCUGCAGAUGCAUCUUUCUUAUCUAAAAACAAUGCUCAGUUUUCUUGGAGCUCCUUGGAUGAGGAUGAAUUAGAUGACUCCUUGCUGGAAUUCUCUGAUGGAGAAGAAGAUGAUGGCCAUUUGAGUCUCACUGAGGAAGAGAUUGAAGAGCUUUUGAAAGAUGAUAGCUCAUCAAAUGAGGAAGAGAUUGAAAAAUUCUUGAAAAAUGAUGAGCCAUCAGAUAAGCGUGAGAAAGGAGAAAAAAAGAGUCAAAUUCUACUUGAAACUCCCCAAGAAAAAAAUUCAUUGUACAGCUUGAGACCAGUAGCUGAGACCCCUGGCCUCUUCAAACUACCUCAACUAAAUACAUCAGUUGGUCAUGAACCAGCUCCUGCUAAAUCAUUAAAUAGACACCUUGUAUUAGAAAAGAAUCAUAUAAAAGUGACUGUCGUUGCACCAUUUGAUCCAACAGUUUGUGAUCCUAUGCUUGAUAAGAGUAAGACUGAUUCAUCCAAAGAUACUGAAAAACCCUCUUCCCCGAGGGAAGAGAUGAGAGAAGAUGAUCUUAGCCCAAAUGAGAGCACUGAAUCUGAAGGGAGCAGUCCUAAUAUUUCUGCCUGGGAUGGGACCUCUUCUCCUUUGAACAAUAGUUUUCAACAAACUGUCUCUGAUAAAAAUAUAUUUGACAGUAAGAAACCUACAUCUUUGUACUCUCAGAGCACAUACCAUUCAAAGACUCCUUCCACUACAGGGUCAUCCUGGAAAAAUAGUGGAUCACAUAAAGUAAGUUGUGAAAUGAGAUCUCCAGGUGUUUCCAGUUCAUCAAAAAGAGAUGUUCUUGACAAGGAUUCUGGGGAAAUGAAAGGCUAUGAGAAAAGAACAGGAAAGGUCAUUCCUGUUCUGCAAACCAAAACCAGGACUAAUAUUUCGACGUUUUCACAGUCAGAUCUAGAACAGCAGAAGCAAAUUUAUCUCAGACGUGUCUUUGAUCAUAUAGAAGAUCCAGGGGAUUCUAACCAAGGUCCCUCGGGGGAGCUAUAUACUUUGAUGGAUCGGCAGCAUCCUUCGGAUCUCACCAUGCGAAAUUAUGCCCGGUUUCGACAGAAACCUCUGCAAAGAUACAGCCUGACUCAGUGGGUUGAGAGGAACAAACGCAGCCACCAUCGGUUUCAGCGUCUUCCAGAUUUCUCAUAUAGUCCAUUUGUCUCAUCCCACCAGCAGUGAAGAUCCUUAUCUAGCAUCCUGUCCAGAAUAGUAUCUCUUUUUGUUCUAUUGUUUUAUUCUUUGUAUAUUUUGAAUUGUAUUUUUCACAAGAUUUUAUUUAAAAAACUUGACUCCUUUUGGCAGUGCCCAUUAUUAGACUGAAAUUUUUUUAGUAUGAUGACCUUCCUAAUUUUGUGUGUUUAUGUGUGUUUAAACAGUGUUAAGUUGAUAUAGUUUGUGGGAUUUUUUUAAUUUAAAUUGAAGUUGACUUCCCCUCUUGAAGCCACAACACCUAGGUUCAAGCAGAACACCUACAUCUAUGCAGAAGUGAAGUCUGUUUCUAGUGUCCAAAAGAAAUCAUCUUUUAAUCUUCUGUAAGGAAGAGAAUUUUUGAGAAUGGUCUCAAAGUGCAUCCAUUUACCUAGAUAUGUCUCAAGCUUAUCCUUUGUUGUAGAGUAGUGCUCCAUUACAUUUAAAACACACACUUAUCCAUUCACCAGUUGAUGGGCAUUUGGGCCAUUUCUAAGAUUUGGCUACCAUAAACUGCUGCUGUAAACAUGGGUGUGCUUGUAUCACUGUGUGAUGCUUUUAAUUCUUUCAGGAAGAUACAAAGAAGGGGAAUAGCUGGAUUGAAUGGAACCUUAAGUCCUAGUUUUUUUGAGGCAUCUUUACACUGAUUUCCAUAGUGGUUGCACCAGUCUACAGUGGAUGGUUGUGGAUGGUUGCACCAGUCUACAGAGAAGGGUUCCUUCUUCCCCACGGCCCCUCUAGCAUUUGUUAUUGGUUGAUUUCUUCAUAAUGGCCAUUCUUUCUGAUGUGAGAUGGAAUCUCAGCAGUGUUUUAACUUGCAUCUCUCAAAUGACCAGUGAUACUUUUGGAUUGGGUCUUUAAAUUUGGGGGGUUUGAUUUUUGAGGUUUUUUUGUUUUGUUUUGUUUUGUUUUGUUUUGUUUUUUUAAUGUUUUAGAUAAUCUUUGUCUGAGGAAUAGCUGGCAAAUUUUUUUCCCACACUGGGUUGUCAGGAAUAUCUUUUUUUUUUUUUUAAAUCGGUACCGGGGAUCGAAUUCACAGCUGCCUGCUUGCAAGGCAGGUGCUUAUACCACUGAGCUAAAUCCCCAGUCCCUGUCAGGAAUAUCUUUACCAGGUUAUAAACCAGUGUUAAUUAUUGUGAUUGCAUGUGAGUGGAUAUGGUCACUUUUAUCAAACCUGCUUCCUUUUAAAAUUUGAAUCUCUGACUGCCUGUCAGUAUUUUAAAAUUGGUAGUCCAGGAUAUUUGAAAUAAGAUGAAGUAGGAGAAAAAUCCUGUUGAAAGGAUAAAUUAAAAUGUAAACCCUGUUUUCUGUACUUAUAAGCUACUAUGAUAUUUUUUUUUCCUGCUCUGUUUUUUUUCCCUGCUAUUUCCAGAUAUUUUGGAUUGAAUACAUCCUGCUUCAUACAUGCUGAGCAAACACUGUACCAAGGAGCAACAUCUACAGCCCUGUUUAAUCAUCUUUGUUUUUUUCCCUUUCCUCCUUCUCUCUCUCUCUCUCUUUUUUUUUUUUUUUUUUUAGAGGCAGAGUCUUGCUAUGUAGUUCUGGCUGGCCUUAAGCUCCCUAUGUAGUCCACACUGGCCUUGAACUCAGCAAUCCUCCUGCUUCAGCCUCUCAAUUGCCAAGAUUACAGGCAUGUACCACCAUGCCUGGCCUAGCUUUUCUUCAUCUUCUGUUAAACUUACUUUGCACAUUGUGUUUACAGAUCUUACACGUCUUAAUUCUGACCGAAUACUGCUGACCAACUCCUGUUGAAUACAUUGUGAUCUUGUGACAGUCUUCUUUGCCCUUCUUCAGGAAUUUUCCUUCUUUUUUUUUUUUUUUUGUUUUUUGUUUUCAUGUUCAUUUGUCCUCCUGACACCUCCAUACACCACACAGUGACCACUGUUCCCUGGUGAUCUACAGGUAGUAUUCCAGUACGUUGUUAAAUAUGCCUCUUUAGAAUGGCCUCCCUGCUCUGUAGUUGAAAAGCUUCCUCUGCCACUUGACUUGGUGAUAGGCCAGUGCCAUUGAAAUAACCAGUUGGUCAUCAGUUUCAUCUAAUGAAGCUUAAUGUUUAAGUAUGAGUUUAGUCGAGGAACCUCUAUUCUCUGGAAGAGAACUUGGAGAGGCACUCUUUUAACGUGUAUCUAUAGACCCUUGAUGUUACCAUCUCAUUUGUUCAGGCCCCUGAUACAUAGUUUCACUUAACUGCCUACCUGGGUCUGAUAGUAUUGUGACUGAAUCUAUCCACAAAAGUAUUACUGGAUCUUGAGGUUUGAUAUUGUCACUGAAGCUGGUAGACUUUGUGCAUCUGUCUUAAUGGAUGUCUUAAGAGUUGGUUACUCUCUCUUUACAGUUUUCGACAUCAUUUGGGAAAUUGUGCAGUCUGACGUUUAUACUGAUGCUAUUUAUUCUCUGUGAAGGUUGUUCAUAACUGCUGUAGCCUCUGUCUGGUUUUAUUGUUUCGUCAGCCCCAUUUUUGUUAGUAACCUAUCUUAAUCAUGCCACCUGCUUUAGAAACUGACAGGAAAAGUUUGGUCAUUUAAGCGGCUAGUAAAUUUGGAUAGAUGCUUAAUGUGUUUAAUGUUUUUAUCCAGUCAAGGAUUCUCUUCCUUGGACAUUUUGUUUAGAUUCUGGAACUAAAGUGUAAUGGAAAAAUUCCACUUGAAGACAUAGUCAAAAUCUGUUCUUUCAGUUGGCAUAAUUGGCAUUUACUUCAUUGGUCACUUCUCCAGACUGACCUAAAUUGGCCUGAUGGAGUGAGACAUGCCAGACACUCACCUUUGGGACCAAAGCAUAGUUAAUAGUAAAUGUAAAUGGAGUAGCUAGCAUUACAUCUGUCUAGUUCUUCACAGAUAAGGAAUGAAGGGACAAUAUUUUGCUUCAGCAAAAAUCUAUGACUUAUGUUCCUGUCCUCCCAGUACAGGAAGGUUUAAAUGGAAUGUGUAAAGGAAGCAUUCCCUUUGCCAAAUCAAAUGAGUGACAGGUUAACUAGACAAUGUGACACUUACAUUUCCUGUUAGCUCAAAUAAUUCUGUUUUUCCAAAGCUUUAAGCAGCUUAAUUAAAUCUGUUGGACUGGGGGAGGAAAGAACUUCUUUAGUGGUUUUCAAGAAGAAAAAAGCCAAAGAAAACUCAUUAUCUGGCAUGUUUGCCUUAAAGAUGGUAAUGGGUAUAAUCUGGAGUUUUAACCUCUUUUCAAAGCUGCCUAUCUAGCUGGGUGUAGUGACACAUGCCUGUAGUCCUAGCAGUUGGAAGGCUGAGGCAGGAGGAUCACUUCAGGUUUGAGGCCAGCCUGGACUACGUAGUGAACUCAAGGUGAGCCUGAACUGCAUAGUGAGACCCUGUCUUAAAAAUAUAUAUGCCUAUGUCACAUUUAGCGUGGACCUGUAUGUCUAGUAUUUCAGGUGGAAUUCUAGCUGUAUUUUAAAAUUUAAGUAAGGGUUUUGUGCAUUGUUACCUAGCUUUCUUCAUCCAUGACAGUCAUACCACAGGAGUCUUGACAAAACAGUAAAGUGUGCUUUUUAUAUUUUUUACAUCUAAUAUAGACCCUGAUUCACUUGCAUUGUUGUCAGGAUCAAUUAUGAAACUGAAGUUUGGUGCCUCCUCUUUAUCAUGUUUUUUCCCUUGUAGCAGUUGUGUUUAAUGUCAUUAAAAAGAAAUAAAAGUUCUUGUCAGUGGCA